Mus caroli (Ryukyu mouse) is the source of this 4745-nucleotide messenger RNA. NCBI's taxonomy places the organism in Eukaryota, Metazoa, Chordata, Mammalia, Rodentia, Muridae. The record is from RefSeq and is a predicted model, not a curated record.
AUCUGGUCCGGACAGUGGCACCGCCAGGAGUGAGAGUGCUGGAUGCCGAGGGGGUCUGAGCCUGGGCUAGCGUGUGCGGAAGGCCCAGUCUCCUGAUCGCGGCUGGCAUAUGGGGCCAUGGCCCGGCUCCUGGGGCAUCCGGAGGCCCCCGACGCGGAGCCUGGCAGCGCAGGCCGACGGGGCCGAGGUGGCCGCGGGGCCCGGGCGCGCCACGUCAUUAUCAACGUCGGGGGCUGCAGGGUGCGUCUGGCCUGGGCCGCGCUGGCCCGCUGUCCCUUGGCGCGCCUCGAGCGCCUGCGAGCCUGCCGCGGCCACGACGAGCUGCUGCGCGUGUGUGAUGACUACGACGUGAGCCGCGACGAGUUCUUCUUCGACCGCAGCCCGUGCGCUUUCCGCGCCAUCGUGGCGCUGCUGCGCGCCGGCAAGCUGAGGCUGCUGCGCGGCCCGUGCGCCCUGGCCUUCCGCGACGAGCUGGCCUACUGGGGCAUCGACGAGGCGCGGCUGGAGCGCUGCUGCCUGCGCCGCCUGCGCCGCCGCGAGGAGGAGGCCGCCGAGGCCAGCGCCGCGCAGCCCGCCCGAGGGCCGCCGACCAGCCCGGGCCGAGCCCUGGGCAGCGGGCGGCUGGAGCGAGGCCGACGGCGCCUGCGCGACGUGGUGGAGAACCCGCACUCCGGGCUAGCAGGCAGGCUCUUCGCCUACGUCUCCGUGGCCUUCGUGGCCGUCACAGCCGUCGGCCUGUGCCUGAGCACCAUGCCGGACGUCCGCGCAGAAGAGGAACGGGGCGAGUGCUCCACAAAGUGCCGCAACCUAUUCGUGCUGGAGACGGUGUGCGUGGCCUGGUUCUCCUUCGAGUUCCUGCUGCGCUCCCUGCAGGCCGAGAGCAAGUGCGCCUUCCUCCGGACGCCGCUUGCCAUCAUCGACAUCCUGGCCAUCCUGCCCUUCUACGUGUCGCUGCUCGCGGGACUGGCGGCAGGGCCCACUGGCAGCAAGAUGCUGGAGCGCGCGGGUCUGGUGCUGCGGCUGCUGCGGGCGCUGCGCGUGCUCUACGUGAUGCGCCUGGCGCGCCACUCGUUGGGGCUGCGCUCGCUUGGCCUCACCGUGCGCCGCUGCGCGCGCGAGUUCGGACUGCUGCUGCUCUUCCUCUGCGUGGCCAUGGCGCUCUUCGCGCCGCUCGUGCACCUGGCUGAGCGCGAGCUGGGCGCUCACCGGGACUUCUCCAGCGUCCCUGCCAGCUACUGGUGGGCAGUCAUCUCCAUGACCACCGUGGGCUAUGGAGACAUGGUGCCGCGCAGCCUUCCGGGCCAGGUGGUGGCGCUGAGCAGCAUCCUCAGCGGCAUCCUGCUCAUGGCCUUCCCUGUCACCUCCAUCUUCCACACCUUCUCGCGCUCCUACUCGGAGCUCAAGGAGCAGCAACAGCGCGCGGCCAGCCCUGAACCGGCCCUGCGCGAGGACAGCACGCGUGAUGACAGCACACGUUCGGCCAGCGCCACCGAGGACAGCUCUCAGGACCCUGAGACCGCAGGCGCGGCAGGGAGCUUGCCGGGCCGGGUGGGACCCUGAGCUGUACUAAGAACUUCAAGAGAGUCAAGAGCCUCGGAGGACACCAAGCGCCUGCUGACCCAGGAGUUGCAAACUUGGUCUGGCAUAUCCUUGCAGCUGGCUCGCCUCCCCAAGCAAUCCCCGAGCUUCGCGUAGCCUGGAGGAUAUAGCAACCUGGUCUUUCUUUAUGCUUUGAUUUUCCCUCCAGUUUUAAAUUUUCUAUGGCUAAUUAAAAAUAUAGUCCCAGAAAUUCCAAGUCUGAAGCAAAUACCAGCCACCCUGAACUAAAAUUUGCCCUUCUUUGAUUCAUAUCUCUGGCAGCCCCAGGGAACAGAGGGUGGCAUCUAUCUUGUGACCUUAGUGGGCAAUACCCUAUAUAAAAGAUGGUGUCACCUGGCAUCUGUCACUGCCAUCAUCCACAUCACUUGCCAAGUGUUGGGGUAGUUGACAGGACACUUAGCCCCCUAGUUCUGCCUAUCCACUCAUUGCAUGGGGAAAGAAAUCUCAGGAGUUGACCUCUGUUCCCCAAACCAUCUCUACCAGAUCGCUUGCAUAGUGGCCUUUUAACCCUUUUCCUGCCCUCCCUGGUCUGCAGAAAGGUCGCCUGUCUCCAGGGGAUGUUGGUGUCUCUUCUGUCAGAACGUUUCCCUCAGAUGUGACUCAAGUGAAAACCAAAAGCCUGGUGGGGUGAAAAGGCGUUUCAGGGAGAAGACGAUGAGGGUGCCGCCAGGAGGAAGUGCCGCCUUUCUCUACUCCAUGGAGGCAAGGGAAAUGGAACUUCCCAAAUUGUGUCACUUUGCCCUGUUUCAACAAGCCCACAGGUGGUGGCAUAUGCCUGCAACUGUGCCACUUGGGAAGUGGAUACAGGAAGAUCACAGGUUCAGUGAGCCCCACCACUACACCCAAGAUAGUCAUAGGCUUCCCCAUCAGAAGUAAGGUUCUCUAUCUGCAGGCUACCACCAUUGCCUACUACAUAGUAGCUUUCGGCAAGGGCCCUGUGUGAGCUCAGCACAGGCCCAUUUGGGGCCCUUGCACCAACGGCUUUGCAAGAAUCUACUGUAACCAAAUAAAAAAUUGCCAGCCCCUCCUUAGGUCAGUAGGCUGAGUUCCUCUCACUUGGGUAUCAUUUAUGUUUCUGUGGGGUCCACACUGAGCCUGGGGCUCCUAGAGCUAGGAAGGGGGUUUCCUGUGCUUUGGGGGGUCAGGAAACGCACAGGAGGAAUAGAGUACCCCAAGCCCACUUUGUUAGCCUCCUUGCCCCAACAGUUCAGUAAGUGUCACAUGAUCCUCACUCCCAGGGAAGGUGGGUAAUUUCAGGGUGGCAGGUAGAGAACUGAAUGCAGGACUCAGGGCUUUUGAUAUCCAUGUCAUGUCCUGGGGAUAAGGGUGGCAUGGAGUGGCAGGCAUGCAUAUAAAUGGACUUCACCUGUCAAGGCACGGUCUGAGAGCGAAGGAACCUGGGAAGCAUACAGGUAACCUGGGCCUGCCAUUCCUCCUAGACCAAGCAGAGAUGGAGGCCAGUGAACUACAAAAAAUCUCCCACUUUUUCCAUGUAUCCCCCCUUCUCUGGGAUUUUUGCACAAGCUCUUUGGGGCAAAAAGAAAUGUUCUUUCAAAUGUGGAAACAGCUACCAGGAUGGGCCUGGCCAAGCCUGGCUGAAACCUGGAGCCCGGUAUGGGAUUUGCUUAGCCCUGGCUUGCAGCUCGCCUGAAAGCAGAGCUUUCUUCUUACUGCUGGGCUCACAUCCACCAAGGCCAAGGCUGGCAGGGCCUUCUAAGGUGUUUGUAGUGAAGGAAUGGGGAAGUGCAGAGACAGGAAAAGCUACAGCUUUCCUCUAAGAGGAGGCAGAGCUAGAAGUUACCCAAGUGUACCUUGGGCUCAGGCCAGCCUCACCAGCGUGUGAAACAACCUGGGUAGACCCUGACCACACCGAAGAUGGAUCUGGAACUUUCAAGGAGACUGCCCUUCAUGGAGGAACGGCCUUGGGCUUGCUUAGGUCCUAACAGAGACUUUGGUACCAGCAGACAGAGGUUCAGCCAGAGGCAUCUGUGUCAGGCUGACAUUCAAGGUGGACUCCUUCUCUCAAGGAUCGGUAUGGACACCUGCUAGGCAGGUGCAGUGACUUCCUUCCUGAAGAUCCUGGAAGGAAAUUCCAGGUUGCUGUCCCUUGGAAGCCAGGGAAUCCAUGAGGAGAGAGCAAGGGAUCCAGUCAUUCUAGCCAGAGCACCUUCAACAAGGCCCCCAGAAGCCACCCUGGGUUACCAUAUGGCAAGGGUUGACAGCUAGCUCUGUUGAGAAUGGGGGCAGAGGACACAUUUCUUCUGAGCAAGCAGACCACCAGCUCUAAGCUCCUCUGCCUGUACAGACCAAAGAAGACUCUCCUACUAAAACCUUCUGAGAGGGAUGCAGGGCUUGGACAUGCUGUGGCCUCAGCUUCCUGUUUCGUUUCAGGGAACAUGUAUUCCCCAUAUCCCAGCCAGCCCCCUUAGGACAUAGAGGAAGUCCACGUGGAAACACCUGUCAAGACACCCACAGUGCACUGGCUGCCUUCUUGGUGCACAUGAUGCUCAGAGUCACCACGAGCACAGCAACGAUCGGGCUUAGGAAAGCAGCUCCGUCUCACACCCCAAGAGCUGGGCUAAGCUUGUGUGUGCUAAGAACUGAAGUGAGACACAGCCUCAGCCAUGCGAGCAAUGACCCCCCACAGCCUACCACCACCCUGGCAGGCUAAAGAACAAAGGUCAAUACACCCUGGAGUCAAUACACUGCCUCACUCCUGCUUCGGUUCCCUCCCUGUCGGUCCAGAAUGAUCCCCAAGCCCCUGCUUUAACAUCUUAGGAACCUAUAAUUCAGUCAUGACUGUGUAUAUGCGGUGCUCAUGGAGGACAAUCUGAGUGGGUUCAUCUCACAUAUCCAUAUCCUCAAGUGCCAGACAGAUGUCGUCACCCAACCAGAUCUGGACCACAUCCCUGAGAGCCACAUGAGCCUUUCAACCCAAUGAAACCCUGAAUCUCCCACCUGAACCCGUACCAGCUUCCAUCUCCCCAACUACUACAAGUACUGUCUCCCCGCCACCCCCCAACUUGUACUACCACCCUCCACCUGACAGCUCUUGCCCUGCCCUGCCCACCUGCUGCAAUUCACCCUCCCUCCUCACCCUGCAUGCUGUUCACUGACUUACAUACACCACAUGAAGCAUGUUCAUU